This is a messenger RNA of Pygocentrus nattereri (red-bellied piranha), 4857 nucleotides long. RefSeq names its product extracellular calcium-sensing receptor-like. Bases 1 to 4857 code for a protein of 1618 amino acids. NCBI's taxonomy places the organism in Eukaryota, Metazoa, Chordata, Actinopteri, Characiformes, Serrasalmidae. Gene Ontology annotation, biological process: G protein-coupled receptor signaling pathway. Gene Ontology annotation, cellular component: membrane. The record is from RefSeq and is a predicted model, not a curated record. The transcript has 11 exons. Gene Ontology annotation, molecular function: G protein-coupled receptor activity.
AUGAUCUUUACUGUGGAAGAAAUCAACCGGGAUCCAGCCCUAUUGCCCAACUUCACACUAGGUUUCCAUGCUGCAGACACCUGCCUUGCUGCUGAAAGUGCUCUAAGUGCUGCGCUGUCAAUGGUAACAGGGCAGGAUGAAGCAGUGUCUGGAGAAGAGUGUGCUAGGGCUCCCAACGUGGCUGUCAUUAUUGGUGAUGCCAGUUCGUCUGCCUCUAUAGUGGUGGCUGAUACAUUGGGCAUUUUUGACAUUCCACUGGUUAGUUACUUUGCAUCCUGUGCAUGUCUCAGUGACCAUACCAGGUACCCCACCUUCUUGCGCACAGUUCCAAGUAAUGCCUUUCAGGCAAAAGCCAUGGCUCACCUCUUGCGAAUGAUGGGAUGGUCCUGGGUGGGGAUUGUCUAUGGAGAUGACGCCUACGGGGAAAGUGGCAUGCAGCUGCUGCUGAAGGAACUGGAAGGCUCAGGUGUAUGCGUGGACUACAUUGAGGCAAUCCCCAAAUCCUAUGCACUGAACCGAAUCAGGCGAAUUGUAGAGAGGAUACAGAGCUCAAAGGCCUGGGUGGUUGUGACCUUUUCCAUCAGCCCAGAUACAGAGGCCUUGCUGAGGGAAGUGGUGAGACAGAAUGUGACAGACAGGCAGUGGAUUGCCACAACAGCCUGGAGCACAUUGAGCUCUUAUACCACAUGGAGUGGCAUCACCUUAGCAGGUACCAUUGGCUUAGCCCUUCAGAGUGCUGAUAUCCAGGGCCUGAGCUCCUAUCUGAACCAGCUGAGCCCAGAGAGACACCCAAAGGAGCCGUUGGUACAGAGCGUUUGGGAGGAGGUGUUUGGGUGCAAAUUUGGGGCUGAAAAUCAGUCGGAACCUCUGAAACCACAGUGCACAGGCUUAGAGAAGGUGGAAGUACUGGCUGAAUCUGAUGUUAAUUACAAUGUGUAUAAGGCUGUGUAUGCUAUUGCACAUGCGAUUCAGAACAUGCUGGACUGUGAGCCUGGAAAAGGGCCAUUUGAGAACAGAGAGUGUCCUGAGAUCAAACCAAUACGACCUAAACAGCUUCUGCACUACUUAAAGGCAGUGGAGUUCACAACACAAGUUGGUGAACACGUGAAUUUUGGCAACAAUGAGGGUCCAUCUGCUUCAUAUGACAUCAUUAACUGGCACAUAGGCUCUGAAGGAAAGAUAGAGUUUGUUAAAGUGGGGUACUUUGAUGCAGCAAGAGGACCAGAGCAAGACUUGCAGUUAGACCUGAAAAAUAUUCAUCUAUUUGCUAAUCAGGUGCCGGUGUCGGUGUGCAGUGAGAGCUGUCCCCCAGGCACCAGGAAGGCUCUGCAAAAAGGAAAGCCAGUCUGCUGCUAUGACUGUAUACCAUGUGCAAAAGGGGAAAUCAGCAAUUCUACUGACUCCACAGAGUGCACCAAGUGUCCAGAGAGUUUGUGGCCCAACACUGAUCAGACAGAGUGCAUCCCAAAGUUAGUGGAGUUCCUGUCCUUUCAAGAUAACAUGGGCAUCAUCCUCUCUGUGCUGUCUGUUGCAGGGGCGGCACUUACAGGGACUGUCCUUGCUGCCUUCUUCCGUUUUCGAGAUACACCUUUGGUCCGUGCCAAUAAUUCAGAGCUGAGCUUCCUGCUGCUGCUGUCACUCAAACUCUGUUUCCUGUGUGCGCUGACUUUCAUUGGUCGGCCGGCGCCUUGGUCCUGCAUGCUGCGUCAUACGUUGUUUGGGAUUAGUUUUGUGGUGUGCCUGGCCUGUGUUCUCGGUAAGACAAUGGUAGUCCUGGUUGCCUUCAGGGCGACUCUGCCUGGCUCAAACAUAAUGAGGUAUUUUGGCCCCGUUCAACAGUGGGCAGGUAUUUUCUUAUGUACACUGGUGCAAGUGGGGAUCUGCGUGCUGUGGGUGACACUUGCACCACCUUUGCCUACAGAAAGUGCAGGAGGUGAGUUUGGAGCUCGAGUGGUGCUGCUUUGUGCAGUAGGCUCUGUGGCGGCAUUCUCCCUGGUGCUGGGCUUCAUUGGUCUCCUGGCUGCCAUCUGCUUCCUGCUGGCCUUCUUCGCCCGGAAGCUUCCAGAUAAUUUCAAUGAGGCUAAGUUCAUCACCUUCAGCAUGCUGAUCUUCUGUGCAGUGUGGGUCGCUUUUGUGCCAGCAUACGUCAGCUCUCCAGGGAAGUACACUGUGGCAGUGGAGGUCUUUGCCAUCCUGGCCUCCAGUUAUGGCCUCCUGCUGUGUAUAUUUGCCCCCAAGUGUUACAUCAUUCUGCUCAGACCAGAAAGGAAUACAAAAAAGAGCAUGAUGGUAAUGGCUGUGGAUGCAUGGCUGUGGAUACUGGGAAUCUUGGCUGGGCCUGUUUGGGUGUGUUCUCUAGGACUCUCCUGUACUCGUCAGAGCAGGUCCAUCUCAGGGAGCCUGUAUAAGGAGGGAGAUGUGAUUAUUGGGGGUCUGUUUCCUGUUCACAGUAUAGCUCCCGCACCCGAUUAUGCAUUCACUCAAAGACAAACAGGUCGCUGUCAAAGUGUUGAUCUCCGCUCAUAUCACUGGCUUCAGACCAUGAUCUUCACUGUUGAGGAAAUCAAUCGGGACCCGGUCCUUUUGCCCAACUUCACACUCGGCUACCUGGCAGCAGACACCUGCUUGAGUGAGGGGAGCACCCUGAGCACUGCACUGUCACUAGUGACGGGCCAGGAGGAGGCCAUUUCAGGAGAACAUUGUGCCAGGGCCCCUAGUGUGCCUGUUAUUAUUGGUGAUGCCCGUUCCUCUGCUUCCAUAGUGGUAGCUGAUACACUGGGAAUUUUUGGUAUCCCCAUGGUCAGCUACUAUGCUUCCUGUGCAUGUCUCAGUGACCGUAAAAGAUUCCACACUUUCUUGCGCACAAUUCCCAGCAAUGCUUUCCAAGCUAAAAUCAUGGCACGCCUGCUACGCUUCAUGGGCUGGUCCUGGGUGGGAGUUGUCUGUGGAGAUGAUGCCUAUGGGGAAAGUAGUAUGCAGCUGUUGCAGCAGGAACUGGAGGGUUCAGAUGUGUGUAUGGACUACUUAGGGGUAAUUUCCAAAUCCUACACACUAAGCAGUAUCAGGCAAAUUGUAGAGAAAAUACAGAGCUCCAAGGCUCAGGUGGUGGCGAUCUUAGCCAUCGGCCCAGAUACGGAGGUCUUGCUGAGGGAAGUGGUGAAGCAGAAUGUAACAAACAGGCAGUGGAUUGCCACACCAGCCUGGAGCACAUCAAGUUACAUCGCUUUAUGGAGUGGCCUCUCCUUAGGCGGCACCAUUGGCUUAGCUCAACCAAGCAUUGAAAUCAAAGGUUUGAGCUCUUAUCUAACGCAGCUGAAUCCAGGGGAGCACCCAAAGGAGCAGCUGGUACAGAACGUUUGGGAGGAACUGUUUGGGUGCAGAUUUGGAGAGGAAAUCCUGUCAGGACCUCCACGACCACGAUGCACAGGCUUGGAAAAAAUGCAGAUACAAGCACAGGAGACCAUGUCUGAUGGCAAGUACAACGUGUAUAAGGCUGUGUAUGCUAUUGCAAAUGCUAUUCAGGACAUGCUGGACUGUCAGCCUGGAAAAGGGCCCUUCAAGGAUGGAAAAUGUCCUGAUAUCAAGCCAAUAAAUCCUGAACAGCUUCUACAUUACCUAAAGGCAGUAAAGUUCACAACACCAGUGGGUGAGCUUGUUUAUUUUGACCAAAACGGGGAACAACCCACCUCAUGUGACAUCAUUAACUGGCAUAUAGGAUCUGAUGGAAAAUUAAAGUUUGUAAAAGUGGGACAGUUUGAUGCAACAAAAGGACCAGACAAAGACUUGCAGUUGGACCUAAAGAAAGUGAUCUGGGGAGGAGGCUGGGGUGACAAGGUGCCUGUGUCUGUGUGCAGUGAGAGCUGUCCCUCAGGAACCCGGAAGGCUGUGCAAAAAGGAAGGCCUGUCUGCUGCUAUGACUGCAUACCAUGUGCAGCAGGGGAGAUCAACAAUGCUACUGACUCCACAGAGUGCACUGAGUGCCCAGAACGGUUCUGGUCCAACACUGACCGAACAGAGUGCAUCCCUAUGAUAGUCGAAUUCCUGUCCUUCCAAGAUCAUAUGGGCAUCAUCCUCUCUGUGCUGUCGGUAGCCGGUGCAACACUUACUGGGACUGUCUUCAUCGCCUUCUUUCAUCAUCGAGAUACACCUCUGGUCCGUGCCAAUAAUUCAGAGCUGAGCUUCCUGCUGCUGCUGUCGCUGAAACUCUGCUUCCUGUGUGCAUUAGCAUUCAUUGGCCGGCCGGCGCCUUGGUCCUGCAUGCUGCGCCAUUCACUGUUUGGGAUUAGUUUUGUGGUGUGCCUGGCCUGCGUUCUCUGUAAGACAGCGGUGGUCCUUUUUGCCUUCAGGGCAACUCUGCCUGGCUCAAACAUAAUGAGGUAUUUUGGCCCUGCUCAGCAGAGGGCAGGCAUCUUUGUCUGCACACUGGUGCAGGUGUUAAUCUGUGUGCUGUGGCUGGUGCUGGCACCUCCUCUUCCCACAGAAAGUGCAGGAGUUGAGCUUGGAGCCCGUGUGGUGCUGCUCUGUGCAGUGGGAUCAGUCAUAGGCUUUUCCCUGGUGCUGGGCUACAUCGGUCUGCUGGCUGCCAUCUGCUUCCUGCUGGCCUUCUUCGCCCGGAAGCUUCCAGAUAAUUUCAAUGAGGCUAAAUUCAUCACCUUCAGCAUGCUGAUCUUCUGUGCAGUGUGGGUCGCUUUUGUGCCAGCAUACGUCAGCUCUCCAGGGAAGUACACUGUGGCAGUGGAGGUCUUUGCCAUCCUGGCCUCCAGUUACAGCCUCCUGCUGUGUAUCUUUGCCCCCAAAUGUUACAUCAUUCUGCUCAGACCAGAAAGGAAUACAAAAAAGAGCAUGAUGGUCAAAUAA